AUGGACCAUGUAAAUGGCUCUACAGUAACUGAAUUUGUCUUGCUGGGACUUGCACAAUCCUUGGGAUUGCAGCUUUUCCUUUUUCUCUUCUUAUUACUAUUCUUUCUGGCAGUUAUCCUAGCAAAUCUUUUCAUUGUAUUCACAGUUAUCUUUGAUCCUCAGUUACACUCACCCAUGUAUAUUCUGCUGGCCAACCUAUCGCUCAUUGACUUGGGUCUUUCAUCUACCACAAUUCCUAGGACGAUCUCUGAUAUUUUCACAGAUUGUAAAGUCAUUUCCUUCCAUAAUUGCAUGAUACAAAUGUUCUUUAUUCAUGUCAUGGGAGGAGUUGAGAUGGUACUGCUCCUAGUCAUGGCAUAUGACAGAUACACAGCAAUUUGCAAGCCUCUUCACUAUCUAACUAUUAUGAAUCCCAAAAUGUGUGUGACAUUGGUAGCAGCUGCUUGGAUCACUGGAAUAAUUCAUGCUAUGUCUCAGUUCCUUUUCAUCAUAAACCUAUCCUUCUGUGGCCCUAAUAAUUUGGGAAGCUUUUAUUGUGAUUUCCCCAGAGUUAUCAAACUUGCAUGCAUGGACACUGACAGACUAGAAUUCGUGGUCACUGCCAACAGUGGCUUCAUAUCACUAGCAACCUUUAUUCUCUUAAUUGUAUCAUAUAUCUUUAUUCUGGUCACUGUCAAACAACAUUCUUCAAAUGAUUUAUCCAGAGCAUUUUUCACUUUGUCUGCUCACAUCAUUGUGGUGGUUUUGUUCUUUGCUCCCUGUAUGGUCCUCUAUGUUUGGCCUUUCCCUACUAAGUCAUUAGAUAAGUUUUUUGCCAUUGUGGACUUCGUUGUCACUCCUGUCUUAAAUCCCACCAUCUAUACAUUAAGGAACAAAGACAUGAAAUUGGCAAUUAGAAGGCUUAGUCAACAAGUUUUUAAUUCUAUGGAGAUGACCUAA
This is a messenger RNA of Ochotona princeps (American pika), 939 nucleotides long. RefSeq names its product olfactory receptor 4F6-like. Gene Ontology annotation, biological process: G protein-coupled receptor signaling pathway. Bases 1 to 939 code for a protein of 312 amino acids. Gene Ontology annotation, cellular component: membrane. The transcript has a single exon. The record is from RefSeq and is a predicted model, not a curated record. NCBI's taxonomy places the organism in Eukaryota, Metazoa, Chordata, Mammalia, Lagomorpha, Ochotonidae. Gene Ontology annotation, molecular function: olfactory receptor activity; G protein-coupled receptor activity.